AUGGUUACUUCAAGAUGUAACAAAUUGUUAACGGUUGCUACUCUAGGAAGUAUUAUUGUUGAUGAGCGUGCUCUUGUCGCAUGCAAGCAGAAUCUCCUGGCGUCGGACCCCCGCUUUGAUGUUCCAGUUGUUAAUGUAACAGUAGUAGCCGGUGAGACGGCUGUAUUACCGUGUUCCGUGGAAUACCUCGGUAAAUAUCAGGUUGUUUGGAUGGAUAAAAAGUUGUCGCUACUUACAUUAGAAAAUAGAAGGGUAAUCGAUGAUGCCCGAGUUAGUGUGGAAAGGCCUUACGUCGCUAACUGGAAUUUGCACAUACGAGAUGUCACUUCGGAUGAUCAAGGCUUAUAUAUGUGUCAAAUCAACACAGAUCCAGUAAAGAUUAAGCAAGUCGUUCUUUAUGUGCAAGUUCCUUCGAAAAUUAUCGACCAUUUAUCUAGCGAUGACAUGGAAUUACGGGAAGGUGAUACGGUACUUCUUGUGUGUAAUGUAACUGGAGUACCUCACCCGAAUGUCACGUGGUAUAGGCUUUCGAAGAAAGGAAAAAACGGAAGAGAAAAAAUCGGUAUGAGUGGAGAAGUGUUAAAAAUUCGCAAUAUCUCUCGGUAUUGUGAUGAUAUUUAUGAAUGUGUUGCUUUUAACGGUGUACCACCUACAGUCAGCAGACAGAUUAAAGUAUCCGUACAAUUCCCUCCUGAAGUCCGAGUUCGUAAUAAAAGAAUGGGACAAGAAAUUGGCAAAAUGACAAUACUUGAGUGUACAGUAACAGCAAGUCCACUCGGUGCAACACACUGGGAAAAGAAUUCUAACAGAAUAGAAAAUUCAUGGAAGUAUCGUGCAGAAGCAUAUAAUGAAGAUGAGCACACUAUAACUUUAAGCCUGAGGAUACGGGCAGUAGAGAUAUCAGACUUUGGAGAAUAUACAUGUGUUGCUUCUAAUCAUCUCGGAAGUGACCAGGAGAAAAUGAUUCUAUAUGAGCAUAAUGGCAACAGAAUCAGACCACCUAGUAAACCAGAUAAACAAAAUGGUGGCAAUCCUCCAUUGCUAUCACACAGUAAUCAAACACCACCACGAAAUAGAGUCACUACGCCCAUGAAUGAAGUUUGGCUACCAGGUGGAGGACAAGGCCAAUCAGAAUCCUCAGCAGCUUUUGGAUCUGGAUGCAAGAAACCAAUUACCGAUUUACUUUUUUCCUGCUUCUCUCUUCUUCUCGCCAUUUCGCAAGUUUGUUGCAUAUAAAAUUUUUUAAAAACCGGCGUGAUUUUAACUAAAGCUUGAGAGUCUUCCACUUGAAUCCAGUGAAAAAUCAAAGGUUUGAGAUUACAAAACAAACAAAAAUAUGAAGAAAAAGAAAGGAGAAAAUGUAUACAUAUGAAAAAAUAUAGCAUAAAUUCUAAAAAAAAAUCAGAAAACAGGACAGCAGAAAUUGUAUAACAGAUGAAAUAACAACAAUAGUUUCAAGAAGAAAGACAAAAAAAUGUACCAAAUUUUGAGAAAGAAACAAAACCAAUUUCUUUUAUGUUUUCUUUCAUAUUUUUUCUUUUAUGGUUUGAUUUCUUUUGGCAGAAGAGGGAGUCUUGAAAAAGUUCUCAAAAUAUUACUUGAAACUAAGUAUGAGAAAUUUCUUUUAAUACAUGUAUAUGCUGGUGUGUGUGUGCGCAUGAAAGUAUAUGUAUAUUGUUAGGCAUACGUGUGUUGUGUGUGACACAAUGAUUUUGAGCAUGGCCACAAUAGCUUAUAAAACUUAAAAAUGCAUGUACAACAUCAUAUAUACCUGUACAGACAUAUCGUUUGUGUUUCCAUAUGCUGCCAUUCCAGAAGUGUCAAGAACAUACAAGUUGAAAUAACUAUGUUAGAUUCAAACAUAUGUAUGCAUGUAAAAAAUGAAUUAAUUUACAAAACUCUAGCAAAUGUAAAGUUUUUGCAUGUGAACAUACAUUUAUGGGUGUUUGUUUGUGUGUGUAUACAUACACAAAUACACACAUCUAUAGGCUUAAUUUUUUUCAAUCUAUUUAAACCAUAUAUGAAGACAGGAAACUGUACAUACAUAUACAUACAUAAACAUACACACACAUGCAAGCACACAUACACACACGCAUAUAUAUAUAACAUGGACAAACACCCCCAUUAAUGCACACACAAAUAUAUAUUUAUAUAAAUGUGUGGUAACUAACAUUACAGGUGUAUAUGCAUGUGUGUAAAGUUAGAUAAAUAAAUAUAUAUAUAGAUACCUAGAUAUAGAUUGCAUAUAUAUGUAAACAGAAUCAAUUAUUUAUUAUAUCAGCACAUUGAUAUAAAUAAACCGCAUUAUAUAUGUAGAUAAAAUUAUAUAUAUAUAUAUAUAUAUAUAUAUAAUAUAUGAAAGCAUACAUGCAGGUAGACAGGUAGUAUUCAUACAUAUGCCCAAAACUAAACACAAGACAUAAUGCCACAAAAGUGCUCAAUAAAUGAUUAGCUGAGAGUUAAAUAAGUCAGAGCUUUGACAGAACCUAUGUGAUAAACAUAGUAUGAAGUUUCGGAGAUCAGGAUAUACAAUGCAAAAUAGGUGCUUGCAUAUUACUUUUAUUACAUACACAUGCACACACAUGCAUGCACACGCACACACACACACACACACACAAUUCACACCAUCCAGAAAAUAAAUACAUUUGUAUAAAACCAAGAUACUGAGACAUUUUGAGGAUUCAGCAAUUUGCUCUUUGGGAUAAUAGUAUGUGGCACUCAUGAAUGUACGUGUACAGUGUGUAUACAUAUAACUUGAUAAUGCCUUCAGCUAAAUUCUUUUCUUUGGCGUUUUCUUUAUUUUUUAUUCGAGGGGAGGUAAUCAGCCUUAAAAUAUCAUGCCUACCUAUUUUGUAUUUGCCCUUCAAAAUCGAAGUGCAUUGGUGAAUAAGUGAGGAAGCAGAAUCUAUGAUAUGUGGCUCACUUACGAGGUGCAAUGGAGCAUCUAGCAACAUAAGAAUAAAAUGGCAUUUGAAGAAAAAUUUGCGAGGCUAAUUUAGGCGUAUGUGUGUUUAUAUAUACAUAAAUACAUAUAUGCAUGUGAGCAUGCAGGCACAUACAUGCAUAAAGAUACACACAGAAACACACAGCACAUAAUCUUAGAUGUUGUGUGUGUACACAUACAUACAUACACACAUAUCUGUAUACACAUAUAUAUAUAUAUAUAUAUAUAUAUAUAUAUAUAUAUAUGUGCAUAAUUUUGUUGAUAAUAAUAUCAAGGUUUCACUUGCAGUGAAUUAUUCAAACCAAUCUUGAAUAAACCACCGCAGAUAAAAUUUCAAAAUGACUGUCAACAAAACUUAUAAUAAUUAGACCUAACAGAUAUAUUGAGUCCAACGUUUAUUGUUUUUGAUAUAUUUUAUACCGCUAAUCCGUAAAUACACACACAUACACAUAGAUAUGCAUGGGUACCAUUAUAAAAAUAUAUAUCGUUGAAGAGAAUGUAUAGCAUGGUAAAUAAGAAGCAAGUUAUAUCAUAAAACUAGCUUUUAAAUAAGAAUUAAAAAUAUGUAAAUUAACAUUUCUACUAAUCUGCAUCACACACAACACACCCACAUAUAUAUAUUAUAUAACUCAUGAAACAAAAAGCAACAACAAACCAAUAUGUUGUUUAACAGAUCAAUAAUAAAGUUGAAAUAUUUCUAAGACAUUUGUUCAUUUUCUUGUUGUUAAGAUUAUAUCCAUAAUCAUCAAAUAAAUGGUAUUAAAAAUA
Molecule: messenger RNA, 3712 nt
Organism: Octopus bimaculoides (California two-spot octopus)
Lineage: Eukaryota; Metazoa; Mollusca; Cephalopoda; Octopoda; Octopodidae
Product: opioid-binding protein/cell adhesion molecule homolog
Cellular component (GO): neuron projection
Source: RefSeq, a predicted model, not a curated record